GUGAGCGCCGGGGCAAGGCAAAGCCGCCUCCUGCCUCUCCUGCCACCUGAGCGCCGUUACGGGGGCGCCCCGCGACGGAACGGACAGGUGCGGUCAACCCACCCCGCCCCACCAGGCACCACCGCCGGGGCGGAUAAACAAACCCAGCGCCCCCGGCUCACUGUCCUCUUCAUUCGGUUCCUCUUCCUCCUCCCUCCCCUGCCCCUCCUCCUCGUCUCACCUUCCCCGCCUGGUCUUCGCGUGCGCCGCGGCGGCCGUGGCCCGUGGAGGACGGACAGCCCGGGGGACGCUCGGGGCUCGUGCCGGGCGCACUGAUCUGCGGCCUGCGUGUCCCCGGUGGCGGGGCGGGCCGGCAUCGGCUUCGAGGAAUGAGCAGAUUGUAGCAUCUGUUUCUUCUGCAUAUGCACUUUGUAUUGUUGAUAUCAUUUCAAAGGAGGCCAUAGUCUCCUGGAUUUUGUAUGCCUUGUUAUCUGGAAUUGGUUACCGUAGAUGUCAUUUCGUAGCAUCGUCCGUGAUGUUAGGGAUGGCUUCGGUAGCUUGUCCAGACGCAGCUUUGACGUGACCCUCGCAAGCAUUUAUGGCCUUACCGGGCAUCACAAAAGGAGGACCCAGAGCUCAUCGCAUGAACUCGAUGACUCGCCUUCCAUAAUCCGAGAAAGCCGCUGGGCAAGCCUACCUCCUGAACUCAUCCGUGAUAUAAUACGGAGACUCGAGGCUGAUGAGAGUACCUGGCCAGCACGGAAGCAUGUUGUUUGCUUUGCAGCUGUUUGUAGGACAUGGAGGGAAAUGUGUAAAGAGAUUGUGUUGAGCCCAGAGUUUUGUGGGAAGCUCACUUUCCCUGUCUCUCUAAAACAGCCUGGUCCUCGAGAAGGAAAUACAAUGAUUCAAUGUUUUAUAAAGAGGAAUAAGUCAAAAUCCACCUACCAUCUCUACCUGUGCCUUAGCAAUGUUGUUACUUCAGAAAGUGGAAAAUUCCUCUUAUCGGCUAGAAGACACCGCAAAGCCACAUGCACAGAGUACACUAUAUCAAUGGAUUCUGGCAGCACCUCAAGAUCAAGCAGAACCUACAUUGGAAAAAUAAGGUCGAACUUCCUUGGCACAAAAUUUUUAAUUUAUGAUACACAACCCCCCUAUAAUGGGGCUGUAGUUCCUCCUGUUGGAAGGACCAGCAGGAGGUUCAACUCCACAAAAGUCUCUCCGAAGUUGCCUUCUGUUAGUUACAACAUCGCUCAGGUGUCAUAUGAGCUAAACGUCCUUGGAACGAGAGGUCCAAGGCGGAUGCGUUGCAUCAUGCACUCCAUACCCGCCUCAUCAGUGGAGCCAGGUGGCAUAGUACCAGGACAGCCAGAGCAGAUUGUACCUCGCGCUUUGGAGGACUCAUUCCGCAGCACAGCUUCCUUUUCGCAGUCAUUCCGUAGCACCACCUCACUGUCCAAGUCCAUCAUGGACUCAUCCAUGGAUUUCAAUAGCGCUCGCUUCUCAGACAUUGCUGGCAGCAGUGCUCGAUUCUCUGGCAUUGGCAGCAGUGCUCGUAUCUCGGGCAUUGCUAGCGGCAGAUUGGAUCACGACGAGGACAGUGAAAUCAAGGAGAGACCACUGGUUCUUCGUAAUAAGCCACCUAGGUGGCAUGAACAGCUGCAGUGCUGGUGUCUCAACUUCCGUGGCCGUGUGACAAUCGCCUCUGUGAAGAACUUCCAGCUGAUUGCCGCAACAACUCCACCCGCAGGUGCUCCAACUCCCUCGCAGCCUGCUCCAUCAGAUCCUGACAAAGUGAUUCUACAGUUUGGAAAAGUGGCAAGGGAUAUGUUCACGAUGGACUAUCGCUACCCGCUCUCGGCUUUCCAGGCAUUUGCUAUCUGUCUGAGCAGCUUUGAUACAAAAUUGGCCUGUGAAUAAAUGGAGAACAAAGGUAGAAGGAGAACGCAGAUGCCCUGGCAAUAGGCCCUCGGUAUCUCUUUGCUUUUUCCAGUCGUGUUAUCUUGCUUGUAAUUGUUCUUGCGUGCUUGCUGUAGCCAUGAAGUGGACAUAUGUGGGAUGCAUGUAUUGUUGGCCCCCUCUCCCCAAUUGAUUACAAGUUCCAUUAGGACCACAUGUUACCCGAUCUGUAAUAUACUUCCAGUGGCAUUGCCACAUGAUAAGAAAGUUCCCACUGGUGGUUGUACCUGCAUGGUUUCAGAAAAGAUGGCAGCAAAUAAAGCUCGGUACAGUGUGCA
Messenger RNA from Panicum virgatum (switchgrass), 2213 nucleotides. Its product is annotated as tubby-like F-box protein 3. The transcript is spliced from 6 exons. The coding region runs from base 490 to 1896 and encodes 468 amino acids. The record is from RefSeq and is a predicted model, not a curated record. Gene Ontology annotation, molecular function: protein binding. Lineage: Eukaryota; Viridiplantae; Streptophyta; Magnoliopsida; Poales; Poaceae.